UCUAUGUAAGGGGACAUGCAUACCACACACUUUUAUAUUCAUGUGAAAUGUUUUGGUCGAGCUAUGUAUGGAACUGAUUUGCAGUUAUUUCAUUUUCUGAAGGAUUUGCGACAGAAGUUGAAGAGCUUACAAGACCUGUUAGGUGAUACUCAGCAGGAAGCAGUGUUGCAAGGAGAAGAUGAUGUGUUUCAAGGUGUUCAUGGCACAGCAGUUUCACCUGUCCUAGGCUGUUACUCCCUGGAAUUUGAAAUAGCAGAGUGUGAAGAACAGAUUCAGCCGGAAAAUAACGUAAUUCCAGAGAAGUCAAUAUGGGGAAAAGAUCUACCACCUGUACAAAAACUGGCUAAAAUGGCUAUGCCGCUGGACAACACUGUUGGAGGUGAAAAGUGUAACCCUAACCCUCGAGCCCUGUAUGAAGAUAGGACAUCUCUGAGAGAGCCUUCCUUCUCAUACAAAAAAAGCCUCCGUCAGCAGUUUGAGAGAGUGUACCAUUAUGCUCUUCCCAUUAGCCUUGUGGGCCUGUCACUACUGUGUAUCUACAGACUUCUCCUGCCUGCCUCCCAGGGGGAGUGUGGCGCAUCAACCUGCAGGCUUUCAAUGUGGCGCAACUUCUGGUAUUUGCUUGUGCCACAGUGGGGUCUGCGCCACAUGAUCCCUCCUCCUGUUUGACUGCCCACUAACACAACCCUGUUACUUCAUUGUGUUUUAUUGGCCUUGUUGUUUGUGCAGUACUGUC
Molecule: messenger RNA, 736 nt
Organism: Polyodon spathula (Mississippi paddlefish)
Lineage: Eukaryota; Metazoa; Chordata; Actinopteri; Acipenseriformes; Polyodontidae
Exons: 5
Coding region: 16-669 (217 amino acids)
Source: RefSeq, a predicted model, not a curated record